Molecule: messenger RNA, 1547 nt
Organism: Cloeon dipterum
Lineage: Eukaryota; Metazoa; Arthropoda; Insecta; Ephemeroptera; Baetidae
Product: hydroxysteroid dehydrogenase-like protein 2
Exons: 8
Coding region: 152-1396 (414 amino acids)
Cellular component (GO): mitochondrion
Source: RefSeq, a predicted model, not a curated record
AAUGUUAGCGUGGCAGUCUGACCUUUAGAACUCUGUGAAGAACACAAAGUACUCGAGUCGUGUGUGACUUGCAGAUAAGAUAAUUAUUCCUCGUGAGCCUAGAUUAGUGAACCAAGGUCCAACUAGUCCAAAGUCUUGAUUAACCAGCACGAUGCUGAACAACACGGGAAAACUCGCCGGAAAGACCCUUUUCAUCACAGGCGCCAGCCGUGGAAUUGGAAAAGCGAUUGCCCUGAAGGCGGCCAAGGAUGGGGCCAACAUCGUCGUUGCGGCCAAAACAGCUGACCCACAUCCAAAGUUACCUGGCACCAUUUACUCAGCUGCCAAAGAGAUCGAAGCCGCUGGUGGCAAAGCCCUGCCGUGUGUGGUGGACGUGCGGGACGAGAGCUCGAUCGCCAACGCUGUCAACGACGCCGUCAAGGCCUUCGGAGGAAUUGACAUCCUUAUUAACAAUGCGAGCGCAAUUUCGCUGACGCCGACCCAGCACACUGACAUGAAGCGUUACGACCUGAUGCACGGAAUCAAUACUCGCGGCACAUUCCUUGUUUCGAAACUAUGUCUGCCAUACCUGCUGAAGAGCAAGAACGCACACAUCCUCAACAUCAGCCCGCCACUGAACAUGAAUCCGAUUUGGUUUAAGAAUCACGUCGCCUACACCAUGGCCAAGUACGGCAUGUCCAUGUGCGUGCUCGGUAUGGCUGAAGAGUUCCGUGGAGACAAGGUGGCCGUCAACGCUCUCUGGCCGAGGACAGCUAUUUUGACCGCCGCUAUGGAAAUGUUGGCCGGAGGACAGAGCGAGGCUGCCCGUAUGUCUCGCAAACCGGACAUUAUGGCCGAUGCUGCCUACGCAAUCCUCACCAGGGACAGCGGCUCCUUCACUGGAAACUUUGCCAUCGACGAUGAGGUGCUGGCUGCCGAGGGCAUCACAAAUAUGGACUCGUACGCCAUUGAUCCAAGCAACAAGGACAAUUUGAUGCCAGACUUCUUCCUGGAUGUGCCGCCAGAGACGAUCAUCAAGGAGCACAUCCAGAAGCCGGCAGCGGCGUCAGCAGGAGGCGCGGUAGGAGAGGUGGGCAAGGUGUUCAAGGCCAUCGAGGCAAACCUGAGCGAAGAGCUUGUCGCCAAAGUGAACGCGAUCUACCAAUUCAACGUUUCAGGAACUGAGGAGGGCCAGUGGUUCCUGGAUCUCAAGACUGGAAAGGGCAGCGUCGGACAGGGCCCCUCAACCAAUGCUGACGCCACGCUCAGCAUGAAUAGCAAACAUUUUGCUGACAUGUUCGCAGGAAAACUGAAGCCAGCUGGCGCCUUCAUGACUGGCAAGCUGAAAAUUUCGGGCAACAUCCAGAAGGCGAUGAAGCUGGAGAAGCUUAUGGGACACCUCAAAGCCAAAAUGUAAAAUUUACUAUUUAUAUUUUUGAACUCACAAAAUUGUUUAGCUAUUUAUUCAAGUCAGCAAAUGUACACUUUGUGAGUUGCGUUGUUGAUUAUAUUGUUUCCGAAGAGUUAACAUUAUACUGAAAUAAAUUUAAUAUACUUUUUCAUAGAAA